Linum trigynum is the source of this 2402-nucleotide messenger RNA. NCBI's taxonomy places the organism in Eukaryota, Viridiplantae, Streptophyta, Magnoliopsida, Malpighiales, Linaceae. The record is from the annotation of a GenBank genome assembly.
CGAUACCGAAUACAAUUUACAGAAAUUGCUUCCUUCUUCCCUAUCUCUUCUCUGCUUCCUUCCUCUGUUCUAUCUCUGUUUUUCCGUUGCUUUCUCUUCUUUCUUCUCUCUGAUUCUUCUCAUCUCUGAAACUCUAUUGUUGAUCUUCGCCAAGAAUUCAACUCUUCUUCUCCGGGGUAUUACAAAUUGGUAUCAGAGCUAGUUCUUGGCACAUGAUGACGAUCAACAUGAGAUUGAACAGUAUGGCCGCCCGAAUGGAGUGCCGAUUCGAUCGAUUGGAAGAAUUGCUUGACCAAACCUUGCUGCGUUUGCCGGAGACGGGCCGAACGGGAUGUGCGACCGUGGUUACUGUCGCUGAGGAGCAGCUGCCUUACCAAAACUUUGCUCAAGUAAAGCGCCCUCCACCUGCUCGUCGUAUUGCGCAGUUGGAGCCGUCAAGUUCUCCUCAGUAUCAACUUUCGUCUACGAAGGUAGCUUGUGAGGAGAAUCACAGUGUUUCCUCUCCGCCACACAAACAACCAAGAACUGACACCCUCGGCGAUUAUAUCCUCUUCAGCACUCCAUCGUCUCCUUCGACGGUAGAGAGCGGGGGUCUUCCAACCCCAAUCUCAUAACGGGUCAUCGGUGGAGUUAGUCGGACGACGAAGGAAGGUUGGGCGGCCUUCAAAGCUCGAAUGGAUGAGUUUAGCAACCAGCGCAAAAUCAUCCUGGCGCGAUUGGCAACACUCUGCAACAGAGUGAGGCUCAGAAGCCGCACAUCCUCGUUUCGACAAUGGGAGCUGAUUCCCACUCUGAGAGACUUUCACCUCCUGCUCGACAAAGGCAGCACUCUGAGCUGAUGAUUUCUUCCUCUGCAUAACCUGCAAUUCACAGUCAAACUUUCGGUAAUCUCUUCUCUACUCAGCCUUUGGAGUUUCCCUCAUUCAAUGGCGAGAAUCCUAGAUGUUGGGUUAGGGAGUGUGAGCGAUUAUUUUAGGAGUAUGAUACUCCAGAACAUGAGAAGGUCAGGGUUGUUACCGUUAAUUUCGAGCGAAGGGCAGAUUUAUGGUUUGGGGGAUGGACUUCUUGUCAUUCCAUAUGGGUUUGGAGUGAGUUUGCUGCGGCUGUGUGUGUCAUUUUGGAUGGAUCACUGAGACAAUUGCAGAAAAAAACAAGCACUACAACAAAUUCGGCCUAUUAGGACAAAUAUUUUAUUUUUUCAUUUUUUGUUUGUCAUAAUAGGUACGGUGAUAUGACAAAAAUAAUAUAUGUCCUAUUUGGUAUGCCUAAUGUGACAAAAAAAAUUGUUGUCAGAAUAAGUCGUCAGUUAAAGUGAGUAAUGUGACAAAUAUAUCGUGCCACAAUUAAUUUUGUCAAAAUAGGCGUCUCAUAUCAGGAUGUAAGAGACUCAACAGUGACAAAUUUCUUGUUGUCAGAAUAGUUCGUAUAUUUCGUGUCACAAUUACAUUUGUCAAAAUAGGCAUCUCAUAUUGGGAUAUAAGAGACACAAAAGUGACAAAUUAUAUCGUCAGAGUAGCUUUUCUCAUAUUAUUCCUACAAAAUUCAUGCAUAGAGGAAUUUGGCUCUCCCGCAAAUCCCCCCCCCCCCCCCCAAUUCUAAAUUUUGGCUCAUCAAAUAUUUGGAUCCACAAUUCCAAAUUUUUUGGCUAAGUAUUACCGCCCAAGCCAAAGUGCCAAACCCACACUCUCCAUUCCAAAUAAAACAAAAGGCUAAAAAGCAGUGUUUUCAAAACUAGGUCGGUCUGCGAACCGGGUUAGCAAAAGGUUUAAAGUUGGAUAACCGGUUAUUAACCAUUAAAAAGCCGAUCAUAAAAUCGUUGAUAUAAAUUUUUUCAGAUAAAUAAAGGCUUCAUGGUACAUCUACAUAUUGCUACUAAUUUUGAAAUUGAUAAUUAUAUAUCCCACAUAUUCAAUAACACAAUUUAAGAUUAAAAAGUUAGAUUUACUCAAAACUUUAUUUUUGGAAUCUGCAUUUUAUUAAUUAAGGUGGUCCAAACGACCCCCAAAAUUGAUAACGGUGUCAUAAUUUAUCUCUCUCUCUCUCUAGUUACUUAUUGACCCAACCCUCUAUAAUUUCUCAUUUUUCAGAUCACCGCCAAUCCCAUCUCUACUUCUCCGCCGCUUCACUGCUCCCAACUCUCUGAGGGCUCAAACUCGAUUCUUCUUCCCUCGCUCCAAGCCCUUGCACCAUUUCCUCCCGCCUCCGUCGCCUCUCCUCUAGCGCCUAGUCCGCCCUACUGCUUUUGAGAUGCUUGCUCCUGCCAAGAUUUUUAGUUGAUAUAGUCAACACUGAUAGCUCCAAAAACGCCAGCCCGGGUGAGGCGGUUCUCCAGGUUAAUCGAUUCCACGUUCUUUCCUGUUUGUUAUGGGGUUUUGUUGGCGGAACAAAAAUGUUUUAGUGGU